GUCCCCCGCGUUAACACUCCUUCAGAAACAAGGAAAUCUGUUCUGCUACUGCUGUGCGGGCUGCACCCCUCCUUGCAGGUGGAUGUGAACCGGCGUACACUGGGAAAAGGUAUUUCUUUAUUAUUAUCAAGACGAUGUAUUUUUGAAAUUAUCUGGAAAAAAUAUCUUUAGGAUCAAGGCUAAAAAAGACGACUGUGUAAACGUUUUAGCAUCUCUUAAAGCCGGACAGCUAGCAACCAGCUAACCACAGCUGUCAAUGAAUAAAAUGACAAAGAGGGGAGAGCUAUCUGCUGUAGCAGCUACAGAAAUCACGACAUAUACAAUGAAACACUCACGUAAAGGUUGAAAACUUGUUAUGAACAGUUACGGCAGUCUGUCUUGUUAAACAUUUGAUGUGUUAUUUGUAUAUAUUUAUUGUGUAGUGUCUGUGCGUGUGUUGCCUUUAGAGUCCAGUGUGUCCAGCCGUUUGUGACACCGCGAAGAUCAACAACAUGGGACUGCUGUCGGACCCAAACAGAAGACGGGCUCUGAUCAGCCUGCUAACCCGCCUCAAUGCUCCAAUCUGGUAGGUGUCCAGCUGAUAAAAGUGCCUCUGUGAAGUCUGUGAAUGCACUAGAUUUCAAUUUAUCACAUUACCUGACUGAAUAGUCAAGCAUUUCUAACCAUGUUUCUUUUCCACCAUUCAUUUCUAUUCCUUCAUGCCAUCUCAGUGUGGUCUGCUACAUGGCAGGCGUGGCGUGGUUUAUGGGGUUGGCAUUUGAGCCUUUCACUCUCCGGACAUACAUGUCAGAGAAUGCCAUGGGGUCGACCAUGGUGGAGGAGCGAUUUCCAGCAGGGGAGAGGGCGCUGGCAACGGGCAGAGAGUUUUCGGCUCAUAAGAAGAAAACAGGGUAGGCAGAUAAUCUGAAUUAAAUAGAUGUGAACUGACUCAAAAGGUUGUUUGCAAAUGCUUACUGUGUCACUGUGACCCGUGCAAACAGGAUUAAGUAAUGUGAACACUCAUAAUUCACAGGCUUCUGAAUUAGUUGACAACAAAACAGAUAUCGAAGCACUUCAGAAAGAAAUAUCUGUGGCAAUAUUUGUGUUUUGUGUAUUUCUUUUUCCACUUGUUGUUACCUCUGUAGUGGGAUGCCAGUGGAUUGGCUGGUGAAGACCAUGAAGGAUCGAGGCUUGGAGGUGUUUACCCAGAGUUUCUCUCGCACUCUGCCUUUCCCUGAUGAAAACAAAGAGAGAUAUGUACGUAUAUGAUUCAGGGGUUGAUCAAAUGAGAGAUAGAAGAGAUUGGUUUUAUUCACAGACAUACUCCAUCCUCUUUGUUGGUCUUUUUUUUUAGAUGGUAAAAGGCACAAAUGUAUAUGGAAUCCUUCGGGCCCCGAGAGCUCCAAGGACUGAAGCUUUGGUGCUGAGUGCUCCCUGCACCCCUGGGGAUAAUAAUAACCAGGCGGUGGGGCUGCUUCUGGGCCUGGCACAGUACUUCAGGAGUGAGUACAGAACCUGCAACCUUUUAUUUUUAUGGAAAUGGAGUGGCAUGUCAUGUUUUAAUGACUUCUGUGCUCUGUUAUAGAUCAGAUUUACUGGGCCAAGGACAUCAUCUUCCUUGUCAACGAGCAUGAUCUGAUUGGUAUGCAGGCUUGGCUGGAAGGAUACCACCACACCAACACCACAGGUAAUCACCAGGAUUCACUCAGCAAUAAAACUUUAGAAGAAAUCACUGGACGUUGUCAUCAGUGCAGAUCAUAAACUUCUCUGCUGGAUUUACCUGAUGUAUCCAGGUAUGGACUGGUCCCCACUUCAGGGCCGUGCUGGUUCGAUCCAGGCUGCUUUGACCCUGGAGCUUAGCAGUGAUGUCGUCACCAGUUUAGACCUGGUACUGGAAGGACUCAAUGGUCAGCUUCCUAACCUGGAUUUGGCCAAUCUCUUCUAUGCCUUCUGUCAGAAGAUCGGAGUCCUCUGCACCAUCCAGGGAAAGGUGAACAUUUACAUUUGCUUGAUUAUGUUUGAUUAUUAUAAAACCCCAGGGCUGUCUUAGUUUGGGAUUUACUUAAAGGGAUAUUCCGGCGUAAAAUUAAUUUCGGGCCAAACACACCUUGACGCUGAGUUAGACACCAGCCUCGAGAGAUGAAUGUUGCCGACUGCUUGCUUCUCUAGUUAUACAAACUUAAGUAAUGACCACAGGAUAGCAAUACACAGUGGUCUGAGGAGCCAUAAACAAACCUCAACCAAAAAGCCACUCUAUAGCCACAAAUAAUGCUCAGAACAGCAACUAACUUCACAUAUUGGGUCCCAGCCAUAGUACUAGCCACCAAACAUCUUUUUAACUUUGCCUGAUUUCUUUAGCAAAGAGACUAAACACAACCUACCUACUCUCUUCCAGCAGCCGCUUGUUUGUAGCGAGACCUCGGGCAAGUCCAUUAUGGGCUACAGUGGGGUGACACAGCUCAAGGAAGAACAUUUAUGAAAUUAAGCACAGUUAAAAAGAUGAUUUUGACCCUAAAUUAAUUUUACGCCGGAAUAUCCCUUUAAUCAUAUUUUUUUCUCUCCACAGCUGCAGAGGAACGACUGGGACAGCGUGUCGGGUUACAGUCAUGCAGUGCAGACCAUGAUGCUGAUGGUGAUGAAGCAGGCCAGUGGACGACCCUGGGGGGAUCAUGGCCUCUUUCUGCGUUACCAUAUAGAGGCUGCAACAGUCAAGGGCAUCAACAGCUUUCGUCAGUACAAGACUGACGCCACUACUAUUGGCAGGUCAGAGCAAGCAAUGAUAUCUUUUAAAACAUUUAAUUGCUUUUCAUUGUGACUCUAACCUUCAUGACACUUGAUCACACAUAACUGAGUCUGUUGUGUGUUGCUUUGUCCCGAUGAAUGUCCUUUAGGCUCUUGGAGGGAAUGUAUCGUAAGCUGAAUAACCUCCUGGAGCGCUUGCAUCAGUCCUACUUCUUCUACCUCAUGCCGUCCCUCUCUCACUUUGUCUCCAUUGGUUACUACAUGCCAGCGUUCGGCCUCCUGGCGGUCAUUCUGCUGCUUCGUGUAUCCUUUUACUGUUACUUUACUUUCACUUGGAUUCAAUCAAGUAACAUGUAGACAAGAGAACAAUACUCCCUAAAUGCAGCCCAGGUUAGUAAUUUUAUGUAAGCAAUAUCAUUUCAACAAUACAAUCGAUCCGAUUAGUCCUUGACAGAAGCACAGGCCUUAGACCUCUGGGUGCAACUUUCAACUCCACCACCAAGGACGGAGGAUGGAAUUGCUGAGACUGAGGAGGUGAGACUCACACAUACCAACACAUAAGAUUUUAAAAAGUCACUUUCGUCCAUUAAAUCUGAACUUUUCUUGAAUAUUCUCUCCUCCAGGUGUCGAGUCCAAGUGUACUGUCUGUUUUGACUCCUCUGGUGAUCAGUCAUCUAACUGGAGCAGCUCUGUACACCCUACCGAUCCAUUUUCAGGAGAUGGCUGUCGAACAUUUCCCGGUGUCAGAGACUGAGGCGGUGGUCCUGACGGCUAUAGCUGUGUACACAGCAGGACUGGCUCUACCGCAUAACACACACAGGUAGCUCCUCACACCUGAAACCCUAAGUUGAAGAAAGGAAUCACUUUAUCUACAGGGGGCGCCAAAACUGACACGAACCAAAAGCAGUUACACAAAUAAUUCAAUCAGAGCAUUGCAUUUAAUUGGAGUUUGAACCCAGGCUCUGUUUUGGUAACAUUUUGUGGUUAAAUAUGUGCAAAAAAAAAAAAAACACACUCUAAUAAUCUUUUACAUAAUUUCAUGAGCUUAUGCAGUUUUCUACUUCCACUUGGGGAUACUAUUUUUUAGAAUUUGCUGAUUAUAUACACAGCACCCAGCCAAGACCAUGCAAAAACUCUUCUCUUUUUUUCUCACAGGCUCUUGUCAGGUGAGGGGACGGAGCAGGGCUGGAGAGUCCUAAAGCUGGUGGCUGUGCUCUACCUGGCUGUUUUACUCGGCUGCACUGCCCUCAUCAACUUCUCCCUCGGCUUCAUCCUGGCUCUCAACCUGGUGCCUGUAGCUGCCUUCAUCACACCCCACGUACCAAAGUAAUCCACCUUACUCUCACAUCGUAGCUUCUUUGCGUCAUGUGUUCGUCAAGUUGUACUCACUCUCUCUUUCUUCUCACCUCAGGGUCCUUUCAGCCUUCAUCCUGGUCAUCCUCAGCCCGGCCUUCACACUCCUCUUUUCCGUCUUCUUCUACCAAGAGCUGGUGGAAGUUCCUGUCAGCUUCCAGGACGGCUGGAUGCUCUACCUGUCUGUCAUCUCUCAGGGCAUCCUGGACCACUCCCUGUACGGCUCUCUGGUUUACCCUCUCAUAGCCCUGCUUGUCUAUCCCUGCUGGCUGCUUUUCUGGAACAUUCUCUUCUGGAAGUAAAUACCAGUCACACAGGAUAAACUGUCCUCUGAGGCGUUCUCAGGUUUGUCUACAUUGGGUGAAAUGUGAAAGACAGUUAAACCUGCGGCAGCGAUUGGUCUAGAGGAGGAAUACCUGUAGUUGACUUGAACGGACUGCUUUGACCUUUCCUUGGACAGUUUGUCGGUUUGGGUUCAGGUGGUUGGUAAACUAAGCAGAAGGGUUUGAUGUGGAAGCUGAGAACUGGCGUCACUUGCAGUUAUUACUUUUAAUUUUAACAUCUCAGAAGGCUCCCUUGCUGUAACAGGUAGGUUGUUUUAUUAUAACUUUGAUUUAAAGGUUAAACUAUGAUUGCAAGAGCGGCAGUUCUUAGUCUUUCUACUUUUGUACUGUACGCCUCACUAGGAAAGGUGAAGAGAAAGAGGGGUGGAUCUUUAAAUUACAUGUUUGGGUUUUGGAUUAUUUAUGAACUUCAUUGUUUGUGGUACAUAAAGAAAAUGACUGCACUGUUUGUUUUAAAUCUUCUGUCUGUUGGAUGUUGAUGGAAAAAAAAAUGGCUACUGUGUCUUUUAAGAUUUCUGUACACCUACAUCUUUUAGACAAGCCAUCACUACAUCUAAUAAUUUUAUACUUGUUUUUAUAACUUGCUUUGAAAGUUGUUUAUUUCAUAUUUAAAAGAUGCCAAAAUAAAGUGAAGCUACAAGAUUAUAAUUCACCCUCGUUUUAUUUAAUCCUACAUUUUUUACAUUUGACACCAGGGGUUAGACGACAAGAUUUGUAUAUAAUGAAGCAAACUUAAAGCACCUGUUGGCACUGAUAGUCUAUCAGUCUAGACGUGACCCACAUACGCUGGCAGCCUUGGCUCAAAUCCACCUUGUGGCUCGUUUCCUGUAUGUUAUUCCCCUCUCUCUCUGCUGUUUCCUGCUCUGUUCAUUGUUCCCUAACUGCCAAUAAAAAAGCCAAAAGAGCUCAGAAAUAAAUAUUUUAAAACAG
Messenger RNA from Xyrichtys novacula (pearly razorfish), 5348 nucleotides. Lineage: Eukaryota; Metazoa; Chordata; Actinopteri; Labriformes; Labridae. The record is from the annotation of a GenBank genome assembly.